Macadamia integrifolia is the source of this 6100-nucleotide messenger RNA. RefSeq names its product disease resistance protein RPV1-like. The coding region runs from base 257 to 5668 and encodes 1803 amino acids. Lineage: Eukaryota; Viridiplantae; Streptophyta; Magnoliopsida; Proteales; Proteaceae. The record is from RefSeq and is a predicted model, not a curated record. Gene Ontology annotation, molecular function: ADP binding. The transcript is spliced from 6 exons. Gene Ontology annotation, biological process: signal transduction; defense response.
AAUACCAAGUGGAGAGUAGAUACAAUUAUUAUUAUUAUUUAUUAUUAAGGGAAUAAAAAUUAGACAUAGCAACUCAGAAAGUCAGUCAGCAGAGUCAGUAGUUGUUUAUUUAAACUAUGAUUUCGUAAAAGGCAAUUGAUCAGUUUGGGUGAAUUGGUAGAGAAAGUUUCUUGAGAGGGAAAAAAAAGAAAAAAAAAAAAAAAAAGAGCUCUUUGAACAUCAUCUGAUCUUGUCUGCAAUUACAACUUCCAACUUCAUGGCGGCACUAGAUUCGGCUUCCUCCUCCUCCUCUGUUGCCUCCACAGUUGGAUCUUCCAGUUACGAUGUGUUUCUCAGCUUCAGGGGUGAAGAUACUCGCUAUAACUUCAUUUGUUUCCUUUACAAAGCUCUGAAAGAUGCAGGAAUCGAUGUCUUUCUUGAUAAUGAAAACUUGUGGACCGGAGAAGUAAUUGGCUCAACCCUCCUUAGAGCGAUAAAGGGGUCAAAAAUCUCGAUCCCUGUCUUCUCUAAAGGUUAUGCACAUAGCAAAUGGUGCUUGCAGGAACUUGCUCAGAUAUUUCAGUGCUACAAAUCCAAUGGUCAAAUUGUCUUGCCCAUAUUCUUUCACGUUGACCCAUCACAUGUUCGGAACCAGACCAAAAGUUUUGAAGAAGCGUUUAGGAAGCACAAGGAGAUUUUCGAGGCCGAUAUAGUAAUGAGUUGGAGGGAAGCUUUGAGAGAGGUCGGGAAUUUGAAAGGAGAAGUUCUCAAAGAAACUAUGAAUCCAGCAGAGUUAGUUGAUUCAAUUGUCAAAAGGGCCCUGAGUGAAUUGGUUGGUAGCACGCAUUUGACUGAGUGUGAGUACCGUAUUGAUAUGGAUUCCAGAAUAAAUGAUCUGCUAUCAUUGUUAAAUAUUGGCUCUGAUGAUGCUCUAUUCGUGGGAAUCUGUGGUUUUGGUGGCAUCGGGAAGACAACUAUUGCCAAGGCUGUCUACAAUAGGAUCUUUCCAACCUUCAAUAGGCACAGUUUUCUUUCAGAUGUUAGAGAACAAGCAACACAAUGCAAGGGUGUAGUGUCUCUGCAGAAGCAACUUCUUAAAGAUAUUUUCAAAAGAGACUAUGACAUUGAAGAUUUAGAUAGAGGAAAGAAAUUAAUAGAAGAAAGAGUUUGUAAAGAAAAAGUUUUUCUUGUUCUUGAUGAUGUGGAUAGUAAAGAACAGAUUGGUGCUUUGGCUGGUGGGCUCAAUUGGUUUGGUCAAGGAAGUCGGGUCAUAAUCACAACGAGAGAUGAAAAUAUUUUGAACAUAGCUAAAGUCAGUACAGCUAAAAUAUAUAGACCCCCAUUUCUAGAUCAUGAGAAUUCUCUUCAACUAUUUUGUUGGCAUGCCUUUCAAAGCAAACAACCUCCUGAAGAAUAUAUGCAACUCUCACGUGAUGUGGCAAUACAUUCUGAAGGGUUGCCUUUAACUCUAGAGGUGUUUGGGUCUUACCUAUCAGACCUAAACGACAAAGAUGAAUGGGAAAGUACAUUACAAAUAUUGAAAGAAAUUCCUCCUGAAAAAGUCCAGAGAAGGUUGAAGAUAAGCUAUGACAACCUAGAAAACAAUUAUCAAAAAGCCAUAUUUCUUGAUUCUGCAUGUUUUUUCAUUGGAUGGGAGAAAGAAACUCUAAUUUCCAUAUGGGAAGGUUGUGGCUAUCAUCCAAAAUCAGCACUAUGCAAAUUAAUUAAAAGAUCCCUUCUAAAAUUUGUAGAUGGUUGGAAUGGUGAAUGCUUGGCAAUGCAUGAUCAUAUUCGAGAUAUGGGAAGAGAAAUUGUCUUAGAAGAAAGCCGUACGGAGCCGGGAAAACGUAGUAGGUUAUGGUCUGAUGGUGAAAUCAUGGAAGUACUAGAAGAACAUAAGGGGACUAAUAUGAUAGAAGGAAUGAGUCUCCGCUAUCACUCAAAGACGCCCAUUGAGUUCACUAGUGAACCUUUUAAGAUGAUGCCUAAUAUAAGAUUUCUUGACAUUAGUUCAACAAACUUUGUGGGAGACCUUUCACAAUUUCCCUCUGCGUUAAGAUGUUUAGAGUGGAAACACAUACCUACAGAUACUUUACCUACCAAUUUCUAUCAUAAGAGAUUAGUUUAUCUCAACCUAUCGGAUAGCCGUAUUGAACAUGUUUGGAAUAUCAAACCUCAAGAUGAAAAUCAGGGAUUCCAAAAUUUGAAAGUUCUCAAUCUUGGUAACUGUGAACAUUUAUCUAAGUCCCCAGACUUUUCAUGGUUUCCUUAUUUGGAGAAAUUAGAUCUUCAACGCACAUCUUUGGAUGGGUUAGAUGAAUCCAUCGGACAGUUAAGUCAGCUCAAAGAGAUUAUUCUCGAUUCGUGCGAUUCAUUCAAGAAGUUGCCCGAGUCCAUUGGUGAUCUAAAAUCUCUAGUCAAGCUUGACUUGACGAAAACACAAAUAGAAGAACUCCCAGACAGCAUUUCCAGGAUGAGCUCUCUCAAAGAGCUUAUUCUCAUUUUUUGCAUCUCACUCAAGAAGUUGCCUCAGUCCAUUGGUGAUCUAAAAUCUCUAGUCAUGCUUCACUUGACGGGUACACGAAUAGAAGAACUCCCAGACAGCAUUUCCAGGAUGAGCUCUCUCAAAGAGCUUAUUCUCACUAUUUGCAUCUCACUCAAGAAGUUGCCUCAGUCCAUUGGUGAUCUAAAAUCUCUAGUCAUGCUUGGCUUGACGGGUACACGAAUAGAAGAACUCCCAGAUAGCAUUUCCAGGAUGAGCUCUCUCGAAGAGCUUAUUCUCGAUUUCUGCCGUUCAUUCAAGAAGUUGCCCGAGUCCAUUGGUGAUCUAAAAUCUAUAGUCAUGCUUGACUUGACAUAUACACAAAUAGAAGAACUCCCAGACAGCAUUUUCAGGAUGAGCUCUCUCAAAGAGCUUAUUCUCGAUUCGUGCUGUUCAUUCAAGAAGUUGCCCGAGUCCAUUGGUGAUCUAAAAUCUCUAGUCAAGCUUAGGUUGGGGGAUACAAAAAUAGAAGAACUCCCAGACAGCAUUUCCAGGAUGAGCUCUCUCAAAGAGCUUAUUCUCAAUUCGUGCCGUUCAUUCAAGAAGUUGCCCGAGUCCAUUGGUGAUCUAAAAUCUCUAGUCAAGCUUGACUUGACGGGUACAGAAAUUGAAGAACUCCCAGACAGCAUUUUCAGGAUGAGCUCUCUCAAAGAGCUUAUUCUCAAUUCGUGCCAAUCAUUCAAGAAGUUGCCCGAGUCCAUUGGUGAUCUAAAAUCUCUAGUCAAGCUUGACUUGAUGGAUAUAGAAACAGAAGAACUCCCAGACAGCAUUUCCAGGAUGAGCUCUCUCAAAGAGCUUAUUCUCAAUUCGUGCCAAUCAUUGAAGAAGUUGCCCGAGUCCAUUGGUGAUCUAAAAUCUCUAGUCAAGCUUGACUUGAAGGAUACAAAAAUAGAAGAACUCCCAGACAGCAUUUCCAGGAUGAGCUCUCUCAAAGAGAUUAUUCUCGAUUCGUGCCAUUCAUUCAAGAAGUUGCCCGAGUCCAUUGGUGAUCUAAAAUCUCUAGUCAAGCUUGACUUGAGGGGUACACAAAUAGAAGAACUCCCAGACAGCAUUUUCAGGAUGAGCUCUCUCAAAGAGCUUAUUCUCAAUUCGUGCCAAUCAUUCAAGAAGUUGCCCGAGUCCAUUGGUGAUCUAAAAUCUCUAGUCAAGCUUGGCUUGGCGAAUACACAAAUAGAAGAACUCCCAGACAACAUUUCCAGGAUGAGCUCUCUCAAAGAACUUAUUCUUCUUUAUUGCGAAUCACUCAAGAAAUUGGGCGAUGGUGUUGGAGUAUUAGAGAAGCUUGAGAAAUUAGAUUUGACAGGUUGUACUGAACUAGUGAAGCUACCAAGAUCAAUGGGAGGAAUGAGAUGUUUAGUUAGCAUUAACCUGAAUAAAAUGAAAAUUACUAAAUUUCCUGAUGAUUUUUCAAUGCCCCCAAAUUUAGUGAAGCUGGAAAUCAAUUCACUGAGGAGGCUUGAAUCCUUCCAAGUCGAUAUGUCACCCUUGGAAACCUUGAAGGAAUUAAAGAUUCAUGAAUGCGAGAAGUUGGAAUACCUCCCGGAGCUUCCCUCAAGUUUAGUUGAACUUUGUUGUGAAAAUUGUGUUUCAUUGGUACAACUUCCAGAUUUGUCAAAGCUGAAAAAUUUGACAACAGUAAAGCUUAUGUAUUGUAAAAAGCUAGAGGAGAUUUCAGGCCUUGAGGGAAUAGAAUCGUUGGAAGAAAUGGAUGCGCGAGACUGUUAUAACUUGACACAUACUCCAAAGAAGAUACAGGGAACGCUUUUACCAUUCAACAGGUCAUUGGAACUUAGUUAUAAUUAUUCCUUGACCGCCAAUGAUGGGAUCUAUAAUAAUGGGUUAAUUCUUUGCCUUGUUUUGGAAGCUGGUGGUUAUUUCCAGGACAUAAGUAUAGAUAUUUUCGCUCGUAUCUACAAAAUAGAUAAAAAAAUCAGGUGCUUUCAUAGUCUCAGAAUUAAGGAUAUCGAGUAUGCAACUGAGCGAGAUACAAUCUACAUUCACCGUUUCAAAGGCUUUGAUUGGUUUGGGAUUCCGUUGCAAGAAAAAGAUGCCAUUGAGAUUUUAGAUAUCAGUACAUACAACAGCGCCACUGUGAAAUUCUGUAAGGUAUUGUUCAAGAACGGGGAACCUGACCAGAAAAUCCCUAAUUGGAGUACCUCAAUGGUAGCAGAUUUAUUCAAUUGGCCAUAUGUGUACGACGAUGGUGGAGCAAUGACAUUAAAUUAUUGGCCCAACCUACAAGAUUUCUUGAGUUGUAUAGGAUUUGACCCUGUUUCUGAAGUAGUGGGGAACGAAGAAGAGAUUCAGAGUCUUCAAGACAACGAUGAUGAGGCAUCAGGUCCUCCUUCUCUAAGCCUGAGCUUAACAUGCUGGCCACAAGAGGAGGUUGAAGGAUCAAAUUAUGUUCCUACAGAAAAAGAGGAGAAAGAGGAAGUGUUAACGAGGGCUACAAGAAACUACAAGGACGAGGAGGCAUCAUCAUGUUCAUACCUUCUUACCCUGGCUUUAACAACAUCGUCAUCACCACCACCACCACCACCAUCACCAUGUGUAGUAUUGGCAUCUCCCUCUGACAAUGACAAUGACAAUACCGAAGAAGAAAAGGAGAGGAAUAACAUUUUCCAUACAGUGGAUUUCUUGAGUUGUUUAGAUUCUGUUUCUCAUGUAAUGGUGGAAGAUGGAGACAUGUUGAGGCCUAGCAAGAGACAUCGUCUUCCUGAUCUCAACGAUGAUGAGGCAACUGGUCCUUCUCUUAGCCUGGCUUUGAAUAGCGAGGUUAAUCACCCAACAAAUGAUGAACAAACAUGCAAUGCUACUGCCAUAAUGGUGGAAGAUGGAGAGAUGUUGAGGCCUAGCAAGAGACCUCGUCUUCCUAAUCUCAAUGAUGAUGAAGCAACGGGUCCUUCUCUUAGCCUGGCUUUGAAUAGCGAGGUUAAUCACCCAACAAAUGAUGAACAAACAUGCAAUGCUACUGCUGUAAUGGUGGAAGAUAGAGAGAUGUUGAGGCCUAGCAAGAGACCUCGUCUUCCUGAUCACAACGAUGAUAAGGCAACGGGUCCUUCUUUUAGCUUGGCUUUGAAUAGUGAGGUUAAUCACCCGACAAAUGAUGAACAAGCAAGCAAUGCCACUAGAAAUGGCUCCGAUUAACCUCGAACUCUAUAUUGGUCAAUUUGAUGAUUCCUAGAAAUGGCUACGGAGGAUUCAUUUUUCUAGCAAUAUGUUACUGGUAUGAACACCAAGCACAACCAAGUCAGUUGAAUGAGAAUCUUCUUACAUUCUAAUCUAACCUUUCUAUGGGAUCCUUGUUGCAGCAACCAAAUCUACUUCCCCGACAAGAUCAUGGGGUGGUGCCUUUCUUCAACUGAAAUAUUCUCUGUUGGAUCAGGAUCAACUUAAUAUGUAAUAACUCAAAUGUCCUUGCAGAUGCCAACACUGACAUCAGGGAACUAUCUGAAGCUUUGCCAGCAGGACAAGAUGCAGACACCCCUCCAAGAGGCUGGAACUCAUAUGACUCCUUUUCUUGGAUCAUAUCAGAAGAAGACUUCCUAAGAAAUGCAGAAAUCAUCUCUCACAGUCUAC